This is a messenger RNA of Oncorhynchus kisutch (coho salmon), 5093 nucleotides long. RefSeq names its product histone deacetylase 11 (gene hdac11). The transcript has 10 exons. Gene Ontology annotation, molecular function: histone deacetylase activity. Lineage: Eukaryota; Metazoa; Chordata; Actinopteri; Salmoniformes; Salmonidae. Gene Ontology annotation, cellular component: histone deacetylase complex. The coding region runs from base 201 to 1307 and encodes 368 amino acids. Gene Ontology annotation, biological process: epigenetic regulation of gene expression. The record is from RefSeq and is a predicted model, not a curated record.
GAGUGCGUAUUCGACGUGCGCAUGGAAGGAAGCGCUGUGGGCUGCAUUACAAUGAUCUGAUCUCUUUCUGUUCUGCUAGCUGUUGGAUAUAUGACUAACAGAAUGAUAUCGGACAACCACAAUCUAACGUUGCAUUUGUGAAGAUAUCAAAGCAUUCGAAUAAAAUAUUUUAGCGUCAACUAAUAGACCAAAGAGCGGUUAUGAUGUGUAACAGUAGUCACGGUACCCAGCUAUACCUGGAGGUGCCGUCGUCAUGUCUGCCUAUCGUCUACUCUCCAGUAUACAACAUCACCUUCAUGGGCCUUGAGAAACUACACCCCUUCGACAGUGGGAAGUGGGGGAAAGUCAUCCACUUCCUAAAAGAGGAGAAGUUGAUCAGUGAUGGGAGCAUCGUUGAGGCACGGGAGGCUACAGAGGAAGACCUGCUGGUGGUUCACACAAAACGCUACCUCAACAGACUCAAGUGGUCCCUGGUUGUAGCGACCAUCACAGAGAUCCCUCCCCUUCUAUGCCUACCUAACUUCCUGGUUCAGAGACGGGUCCUGAGACCACUCAGAACGCAGACCGGAGGCACCAUCAUGGCAGGGAAACUGGCUGUAGACCGAGGCUGGGCCAUCAAUGUAGGUGGAGGUUUCCAUCAUUGCUCCAGUGACAAAGGAGGAGGAUUCUGUGCCUAUGCCGACAUCACCUUAGCUAUCAAGUUUCUGUUUGAAAGGGUGGAGGGAAUCUCCAGAGCCACCAUCAUAGAUCUGGAUGCACACCAGGGGAACGGUCAUGAGCGUGACUUCCUGGAUGACAGACGUGUUUUCAUCAUGGACGUCUACAACCGAUACAUCUACCCUGGAGACGGAUACGCAAAGAGAGCCAUAAAGCGUAAGGUGGAGCUGGACUGGGGGACAGAGGAUGAUGAGUACCUCCAGAAGGUAGAGCUCCACUCGGAGGGUGCUCUCAAUGAGGUCCGGCCUGACAUCAUAGUAUACAACGCCGGUACAGACAUCCUAGACGGAGACCCCCUGGGAGGGCUGGCUAUCUCACCACAGGGCAUCAUAAAGAGGGAUGAAAUAGUGUUCCGGGCAGCACGAAGGAGAGGGAUUCCCAUCCUGAUGGUGACAUCUGGUGGAUACCAGAAGAAGACUGCUCGCAUCAUCGCUGACUCCAUCAUCAACCUGCAUCGCCAGGGCCUGAUUGGAGGGAAUGAGGAUGGGGAGGUGGCAGAGGAGUGUGUGGGCGGAGUCCCCCUCGUGAUGAGCAGCUCUGACUCCUCCCCUUCCUCUGUGUCGACAGGACCAGCCCCCAACACCAUUUGACUGGAACUGAACAUGAGUUGGAUCUUAGGGUCCAGAGCUUCUCCUGGAACCGUAGGACACUAGAAGAAAAAUGUUAUGCUCGGGAAUAGAGUACCUUUUCAGACUUCCCCACGAUCUUACUGAUGCCCAAGGUGACUGUGACAGGGGUCGGUAAUGGUACAAGGUUGGUCGGGUAGCCUAGUGGUUAAGAGUGUUUGGCCAGUAAUUUGAAUCCCUGAGCCAGCUAGGUGAAAAAUCGACCGAUGUGCCCUUGAGCAAAGCACUUAACACUAGUUGCUCCUGUAAGUCUAUGGAUAACAGUGUCUGCUAAAUUACUAAAAUGUAAAUGUCUGAGACAUUCUGUAGUGGUUCGGGGUUGGACUGAGACAUUCUGUAGUGCUACAGAGUUGGUCUGAGACAUUCUGUAGUGGUUCGAGGUUGGACUGAGACAUUCUGUAGUGCUACAGAGUUGGUCUGAGACAUUCUGUAGUGGUUCGGGGUUCGUCUGAGACAUUCUGUAGUGGUACGGGGUUGGUCUGAGACAUUCUGUAGUGGUUCGGGUUUGGUCUGAGACAUUCUGUAGUGGUUCGGGGUUGGUCUGAGACAUUCUGUAGUGGUUCGGGGUUGGUCUGAGACAUUCUGUAGUGGUACGGGGUUGGUCUGAGACAUUCUGUAGUGGUACGGGGUUGGUCUGAGACAUUCUGUAGUGCUACGGGGUUGGUCUGAGACAUUCUGUAGUGGUUCGGGGUUCGUCUGAGACAUUCUGUAGUUGUUCGGGGUUGGACUGAGACAUUCUGUAGUGCUACAGACUUGGUCUGAGACAUUCUGUAGUGGUUCGGGGUUGGUCUGAGACAUUCUGUAGUGGUACGGGGUUGGUCUGAGACAUUCUGUAGUGGUACGGGGUUGGUCUGAGACAUUCUGUAGUGGUUCGGGGUUCGUCUGAGACAUUCUGUAGUGGUUCGGGGUUCGUCUGAGACAUUCUGUAGUGGUUCGGGGUUGGUUUGAGACAUUCUGUAGUGCUACAGGGUUGGUCUGAGACAUUCUGUAGUGCUACAGGGUUGGUCUGAGACAUUCUGUAGUGGUACGGGGUUGGUCUGAGACAUUCUGUAGUGGUUCGGGGUUGGUCUGAGACAUUCUGUAGUGGUUCGGGGUUGGUCUGAGACAUUCUGUAGUGCUACAGGGUUGGUCUGAGACAUUCUGUAGUGGUACGGGGUUGGUCUGAGACAUUCGGUAGUGGUUCGGGGUUGGUCUGAGACAUUCUGUAGUGGUACGGGGUUGGUCUGAGACAUUCUUUAGUGGUACGGGGUUGGUCUGAGACAUUCUUUAGUGGUACGGGGUUGGUCUGAGACAUUCUGUAGUGCUACAGGGUUGGACUGAGACAGAUAUAUAGUUUUCUGUGGACAGUAAUCAAAUCAAAUCAAAUCAAAUUUAUUUAUAUAGCCCUUUGUACAUCAGCUGAUAUCUCAAAGUGCUGUACAGAAACCCAGCCUAAAACCCCAAACAGCAAGCAAUGCAGGUGGAGAAGCACGGUGGCUAGGAAAAACUCCCUAGAAAGGCCAAUACCUAGGAAGAAACCUAGAGAGGAACCAGGCUAUGUGGGGUGGCCAGUCCUCUUCUGGCUGUGCCGGGUGGAGAUUAUAACAGAACAUGGUCAAGAUGUUCAAUGUUCAUAAAUGACCAGCAUGGUCGAAUAAUAAUAAGGCAGAACAGUUGAAACUAGAGCAGCAGUAGUGUUUAAUACUAACACUAAACAUGGUGAAUUCAGACAUUGGACUUUAAGAUUGACUUAAGUUUUCUCGUUCAUGUAUUAGUUUCUGGUUCAAACCAAUCUAGGGAGAAAGAGGGCCUUUUAAACCCUAAUAUUGAUGACGGUUAGGAACUGGGUUAGGUCUGACUGGCCCAGAGUUUCACCUGGGCUCCUGGGCUAUGACCCAAAUGGCACCUAAUUCCUUAUAUAGUGCACUACGUUGGGCCUAGGGGCCUGUAUGGUUUGAUACUGCCACUGACUUGAAUUCGCUAGUUCAUAUUGACUUGAAGGACCAAUCUAUGAAAAAAGGGCCUUUACCUGGUCUAAUCACAUGGGUUGGUGAGGGAAAACUCAUGGGCCGUGUCCUAACACCCUAUUAUUUAGGGCACUACUUUGUCCAAAGGGGCUGUAAGGUAACUUAGUAGGACUUUACAGUAUGACUUUACAGAAGGACUUUACAGUAGGACUUAGUAGGACUUUACAGACAUUUGCUUCAUUGGAUGUUGAUAAUAUUGGAAGAGUUUUACAUGUUGUAUGAGUGUUUGGCACAGGGUUUCAAGGGCAUUAUAACAAUGUGAUUUAAAAAAUUUUAAAAAAGUAAUUGAUGAGAGUAAUAUAAUAUGAUUGGUAUUGGUUAAUUAAUUAAUGAGAGAAUAAUACAAUAUGAUUGGUAUUGGUUAAUUAAUUAAUGAGAGAAUAAUACAAUAUGAUUGGUAUUGGUUAAUUAAUUAAUGAGAGAAUAAUACAAUAUGAUUGGUAUUGGUUAAUUAAUUAAUGAGAGAAUAAUACAAUAUGAUUGGUAUUGGUUAAUUAAUUAAUGAGAAUAAUACAAUAUGAUUGGUAUUGGUUAAUUAAUUAAUGAGAGAAUAAUACAAUAUGAUUGGUAUCGGUCAAUGAAUAAAUGAAAAUGAAUAGCAACAUUCCAAAACGUAGUUCUUCUUCAGAUUGGGAAAUCUGGCCUUCAUCCCAAAUGGCAUCCUAUUUCCUGUAUAGUCCACUACUUUUGACCAGAGGUCCAACGUGCCCUGGUUAAAAGUAAGGAAUUGGGCGCCAUUUGGAACAUAUCUCUGAUGUGAUCUGCUACGCUCCGCACCACAUCUGAAAUACAUUUAGAAUCCUCCUGAUCCCAAGACUUUUGUUGAAAUAUUUGGUUUAAGGUUCCUGCACUUGUUAGAAAGCAGUGAUACUUCAUUCUAUUAUCUGUCCAUGUUAAAGUGAUUCUGAUGGUUAAACUUUGUAAUAUAUGAACAUAAUAAUGCCAUUUAGCAGACACCAUUCAUGACCUUAUUGUAUUCAGCCAUUCAUGACCUUAUUGUAUUCAGCCAUUCAUAACCUUAUUGUAUUCAGCCAUUCGUGACCUUAUUGUAUUCUGCCAUUCAUAACCUUAUUGUAUUCAGCCAUUCAUGACCUUAUUGUAUUCGGCCAUUCAUGACCUUAUUGUAUUCAGCCAUUCAUGACCUUAUUGUAUUCAGCCAUUCAUAACCUUAUUAUAUUCAGCCAUUCAUGACCUUAUUGUAUUCAGCCAUUCAUAACCUUAUUGUACUCAGCCAUUCAUAACCUUAUUGUAUUCAGCCAUUCAUAACCUUAUUGUACUCAGCCAUUCAUAACCUUAUUAUAUUCAGCCAUUCAUGACCUUAUUGUAUUCAGCCAUUCAUAACCUUAUUGUACUCAGCCAUUCAUAACCUUAUUGUAUUCAGCCAUUCAUAACCUUAUUGUAUUCAGCCAUUCAUAACCUUAUUAUAUUCAGCCAUUCAUGACCUUAUUGUAUUCAGCCAUUCAUAACCUUAUUGUACUCAGCCAUUCAUAACCUUAUUAUAUUCAACCUGUUUCUCACACCUUUUCUUCAAUCAGAAAUAAUUUUUGAAUUCUAACAAACUUACUUUCAAGAUAACUCCUUUUUUUGUUUCAUAUACAUUCUGUUGUAUUCCCUAUAUUUAUAUUCCAUUCUGUAUUCCCCAUAUCUACUAAUGUUCAAAAGUUUGGGUUCACUUAGAAAUGUCCUUGUUUUUGAAAGAAAAGCAAAUGUUUUGUUAAUUAAAAUAACAUCAAAUUGAUUAGAA